CUCGGGGCGGGCGGGCGGCACUGGGCUGCAGCCGCUGCGGGCUCCCGGGCGGGCCGGCCGGCCACCGCCACCACCCGGGCCAUGUCGCUGCUGCGGGACGUGUCGCUGCAGGAUCCCCGGGAGCGCUUCGAGCUGCUGCAGCGGGUGGGGGCUGGCACCUACGGGGACGUGUACAAGGCCCGGGACACGGAGACUUCCGAGUUGGCUGCGGUGAAGAUAGUCAAAUUGGACCCAGGAGACGACAUCAGCUCCCUCCAGCAGGAGCUCACCAUUCUCAAAGAAUGCCGGCAUCCCAACGUGGUCACUUACUUAGGCAGCUACCUCAGAAAUGACCGAUUAUGGAUCUGUAUGGAGUUCUGUGGAGGAGGGUCCCUGCAGGAGAUCUACCAGGCCACUGGACCCCUGGAAGAAAAACAGAUCGCCUAUGUGUGUCGGGAGGCCCUAAAGGGCUUGCAUCAUCUCCAUUCUCAGGGGAAGAUUCACAGAGACAUCAAGGGUGCCAACCUCCUCCUUACCCUCCAUGGAGAUGUCAAACUGGCUGACUUUGGUGUGUCUGGUGAGCUCACAGCUUCAGUGGCCAAGAGGAGAUCUUUCAUUGGGACCCCCUACUGGAUGGCCCCCGAAGUGGCCGCCGUGGAGCGCAAAGGGGGCUACAAUGAGCUAUGUGAUGUCUGGGCCAUAGGGAUCACCGCCAUCGAGCUCGCCGAGCUGCAGCCCCCGCUCUUCCACCUGCACCCCAUGAGGGCAUUGAUGUUGAUGUCUAAGAGCAGCUUCCAGCCUCCCAAGCUGAAAGAGAAGGCUUGCUGGUCCCAGAAUUUCCACCAUUUCCUCAAGCUAGCCUUGACCAAGAACCCCAAGAAAAGGCCCCCAGCUGAGAAGCUCCUGCAGCACCCUUUCACAGCCCAAACCCUCCCCCGGACACUCCUCAUGCAGCUCCUGGACAAACUCAAUGAUCCCCACCUGGGCAUCCCUACCCCAGAGGACUGUGACCUGGAGACCUAUGACAUAUUUCCUGACACGAUCCACUCCAGAGGACAGCACAGUCAGGCAGAGAGGACCCCAUCUGAGAUUCAGUUCCACCAGGUCAAGUUUGGCGCUCCCAGGAGGAAGGAGACAGAGCCCCUGUGUGAGCCGUGGGAGGAGGAGUGGAUGCUGUUAGGGAAGGAGGAGCUGACUGGGAGUUUGCUGCAGUCAGUCCAAGAGGCCUUAGAGGAAAGGAGUCUGACCAUGAAGCCGGCUCUGGAGGAACAGAGCCUGGCCUCCCCUGAGGAUGGAAUGGGAACCAUCAAGCGGUCACCCUUUGGGGGCCCUGGGCCCCCAGGACCUUCUGAAGUGGACUCUCCUGACUCCCCUCCAGGGACGCCAGACCUGCCUCUGGCCCGCUCUGAAACGCCCCCACUGCUCUCUAUGGAAUGGGCCACCAUGAAACGCAAGGAGGACACAGAGAGAUCCUGCUGCCAUGGUCUCCCGCCCACCCCCAAAGUUCAUAUGGGUGCCUGCUUCUCCAAGGUCUUCAAUGGCUGCCCGCUGCAGAUUCAUGCUGCUAUCACCUGGAUUCACCCUGUCACCCGAGACCAGUUCUUGGUGGUGGGGGCUGAGGAGGGGAUCUAUACCCUCAAUCUCCAUGAAUUGCACGAGGACAGUUUGGAGAAGCUGAUUGCCCAGCGCUGCUUCUGGCUCUACUGUGUCAACAACGUGCUUCUCUCCUUGUCAGGGAAGACCACCCACGUCUGGGCUCAUGACCUGCCAGCACUGUUUGAGCAACGGCGGCAGCAGCAGCAGCAGCGGCAGGUCCCUCUCUCUAUCCCCACCCACCGGCUGACCCAGCGCAUCAUCCCCAGGCGCUUCGCACUCUCUACGAAGAUCGCGGACACCAAAGGCUGUCUCAAGUGCUGCGUGGUUCGAAAUCCCUACACGGGGAGCACCUUCCUGCUGGCUGCCCUGCCCUCCAGCCUGUUGCUCCUGCAGUGGUAUGAGCCCCUGAAGAAAUUCCUGCUUCUCAAGAAUUUCACCACUGUCCUGCCCAAUCCUUUGGGGCUCCUGGAGCCUCUGAUACUGGAAGGGAAGGAGUUGCCUCAGGUGUGUGUGGGGGCCACCGGGCCUGGGAGACCCAGCCUGGGCCUCCAGUUCCACGUCCUCCCACUAGAAGCUGGACCCACUGCCGACUUCCUCGUCCCUCCUGAGGGGGCUCCGGGCACUGCCCAGCAGGUGAUCCAGGUGGACCGAGACACAGUAUUGGUGUGCUUUGAACGCUGUGUGCAGAUAGUCAACCUUCAGGGGACCCCGACAGGCUCCCUAGCUCCAGAACUCACCUUUGACUUCCCCAUCGAGACUGUGGUCUGCCUUCAGGACAGUGUGUUGGCUUUCUGGAGGCAUGGCAUGCAGGGGCGGAGCCUGGAGACUAAUGAGCUGACUCAGGAGAUCACUGACGAGACAAGGAUAUUCCAAGUGCUUGGGGCCCAUAGAGACAUUAUCCUGCAGAGCACCCCCACGGAUAACCCGGGGGCACACAGCAACCUCUACAUCCUCACGGGCCACCAGAGCAGCUAUUAAACGCUGCCACCUUUGCUUCCAUGCCCAGGCCCCAGGUGGGGCCACUCUAGGAGAUGCUGGAUCUGCAGAGCCCGGGCUCCUGGGCCUUUUCCGUUUAGCUGGGGAGUGGGGAGAUGACUGUUCCUGAGAUGUGUUUCAGUGUACGUCUGUUGGGGGCAGGGAGGGGGCCAGGAGAAUCCCCCCCAUGUAUACACUUCUGCAAUAACUGGAGUAGACCAAGCUGCUGUGACUUCCCCCUCCACCCGCCGUGUGCCCCCCACAACAUUCCUGUCUCCCCCUCCAGGGGCUCUCCAUCCCCACAGGGGCUAUAGGCUUUCUCUUGGACAGAUCUGGGUGUUGGCCACUGUAUCUACUAAAGAAAUGGGCAUGGCCCCCUGGGGUGGCUGGUGGAGUCCACUGUAUCUUCUCUUCACUUCUUGCCCUGGGCCUCUGCCCCUGUUCAUGGCCCCAGGGAACAUAGUAUUUAACAGAGAAUUAUAUUGGUAUUAAAGUUCACUUGUUUUCCUC
Dromiciops gliroides (monito del monte) is the source of this 3060-nucleotide messenger RNA. It is a transcript of the gene MAP4K2, whose product is annotated as mitogen-activated protein kinase kinase kinase kinase 2. The transcript has 32 exons. The record is from RefSeq and is a predicted model, not a curated record. Lineage: Eukaryota; Metazoa; Chordata; Mammalia; Microbiotheria; Microbiotheriidae. Bases 82 to 2553 code for a protein of 823 amino acids. Gene Ontology annotation, biological process: protein phosphorylation. Gene Ontology annotation, molecular function: ATP binding; MAP kinase kinase kinase kinase activity.